Funneliformis caledonium is the source of this 782-nucleotide messenger RNA. Lineage: Eukaryota; Fungi; Glomeromycota; Glomeromycetes; Glomerales; Glomeraceae. The record is from the annotation of a GenBank genome assembly.
GCGCUCAAAAACUUAUAAAAGCUCAGCGUAAAGAGGAUUUUUCUAGACUUAAUGAGAAAGAUGCUAUUGUAUUGAAUAAGGCUAUGCAAUAUUCCCAGAAGGUAUUUGAUGAAGCUCUCGCAACCAAGGAAACGGUAUUUCGUAUUGAGGCUGUUAUAAACGAAUUUAUAAAAGAACAAAAGGCAUCCAAAGAUCUCGAUAUGGAAUUGAAUGAAUGUCCUAUGGAUUAUAAAAAGAUGUCUAGUAAAAACACACGAAAGAAGACAUUUUGGUAUAAUGAACAUUCUGAUGAAAUCACAAAAAUUGAAUGUGCUAAGGGCGGUUGGAGCAAGUACUGGAUAGAAGUACUUCAAUCAACGAAUGCAGUAAUCAAUGUCUUUGGCAAGGCUUUUAUUAGAGAUUUUCCCGCUAUACAAAAUGUAAAAUGGGCGAAUGAUCACCUUUGGAGUGAAGUAGAUCCAAAUAAUAACGAUUCAUAUGAUACUUAUAUAAAUCGUAUUAUUAAAGAUGUGUUGAAAAUAAAUGAACGUACUGCUGAUAACUGUGCAUUUAUUAUUGCUAUUAUUGAUCUCAUGUUUGAUUCUAAUAUCAAAACUGCAACACUUUCCAGAGAAUUGAUAUUUCGACGCAUGACUGAUAGAGCCAAAGAACAAGAGAUAGCUUUAACAACAUUACAAAAGAAAUUGAUCACUCAAGAGAAAGAAAAUGAGUUUAUCGAAUUGGAUAGUACUUGUGAUGAUAAUGAAGAUAUGAUUUCUAGUUCAGAUGAUAAUGACGAAUAG